AUGAACGAGGAGCGGCGGUUGUGCGGCUUGGCCGGAGAUGACGAUGAGGACAACAUGGACGAGGACCGUGCGGCCCUAUUCGGCGCAACCGCUGAUGAUGCUAUUUCUGUCGACGGCGGACACGUUGAGGAACCACCUGCACCUGAUGGUAACAGCGCCAAGCGCCCACGCUCCUCUACCUCUCCUGUCUGGGUUGACUAUGAGAAACUAUUCAAGGAAAUCGAUGAGAAGAGAGUGCUUGGUCUAGUUCUUAAUGAUGUGUCCCACAAUGGACAAAAUAUUACUGACCGUGUAGCAUCUGUUCUUGCUGAUUAUGGUUUGUCUGAAAAGAUAUUUGCUGUUACUUUAGACAAUGCAUCGUAUAAUGCAUCAGCCAUGCAUAAACUGAAACCUAUUCUGUCUAAAUACCUUGGCCUUGAAGUAAUUGAUGAAUCAGAUCAAUUCUAUGUUCUUGCAUCAGCGUUGUGCAUGUCAUAUUCUGAUCUGAUUGUCAAGGAGGCACUAACUACUCUUAAGCCUUUGAUAGAAACAUUUAGAACUGCAAUAUCAUUCUUAAAUUCAUCUAAUCAGAGGAUUGCUGCAUAUAAAAGCUACUGCAUUGCAACUGGUGUUAGGCCUAGAAAGUUUCAACUAGACAUGGAGGUUAGGUGGAAUUCUAUCUACCUAAUGCUUAAACAUCUGUUUCCUCAUAAGUCCCCUUUCCCUACUUUCAUCCAAGCUCAGUAUCCUAGGGAUGAAGGUGAGUCUUUGCUGUUAACUGAGGACCAUUGGAUGAUGGCACAAAAAGUGCUAUCCUUUCUUGAGUUGUUUUAUGAUGCUACUGUCAUAUUGUCUGGUGUGUACUAUCCUACAUCUUCACUUAUGAUUCAUUAUCUUGUUAAGAUUUCUAUGCACCUAAAAAACUAUGCUAAUGAUGUGCACAUCAGAUCUGUGGUGCAACCUAUGAUAGACAAAUAUAAUAAGUAUUGGAGGGACAUACCUUUGCUUUACUCUUUUGCAUUCAUCUUGGACCCCAGAGCUAAAAUGAAAGGUUUUACUAGGGUGCUAAGAAGGCUAGGUAAUCUCACCAGUACUGAUUAUUCUGUUUAUUUGGUUGGCACUAGAGCUAGACUUGCUGAUGUUUACAAUAAAUAUGAUGAGAAAUAUGGUGCUGUUAGCUUGAGGAGGACUGACCCUAAUGUCAUGUCUGGUAAGUUAAGAUCUACUUGGGAUGAAAUAUAUGAUGAUAAUGGUCCUGUUUUGGGUGGUGGUAUCUUGCUUGGUAAUCCUAACAUGUCUAGAGAUACAUCUGCAACUUCUCUACUGAAUGCAGUAAGGUCAUCAGCUUCUAAUUCUUCUGAACUUGUGUCCUACUUGGACUGUGAUACUGUAAACCACCUAACUGAUGACUUUAACAUUUUGGACUGGUGGCAUCAACACAAACUUAUAUAUCCAGUACUGUCAAUCAUGGCUAAAGAUAUCUUAACUGUUCCUGUGUCUACCAUAUCUUCAGAAUCCACUUUCAGUAUGACUGGCAGGAUUAUCGAGGAGCGUCGAAGGAGUCUGAAGCCUGAAAUGGUGGAGAUGCUGACCUGCAUCAAAGACUGGGAGGCUGCAAAAGCAAGACUGCAACAGAAUGUGGAGGACAAGGAGCUUGAGGAAGCUUUUGAACAAUUUUAUCUUGAUUCAUGA
Panicum virgatum (switchgrass) is the source of this 1671-nucleotide messenger RNA. RefSeq names its product zinc finger BED domain-containing protein RICESLEEPER 2-like. NCBI's taxonomy places the organism in Eukaryota, Viridiplantae, Streptophyta, Magnoliopsida, Poales, Poaceae. Bases 1 to 1671 code for a protein of 556 amino acids. The transcript has 3 exons. The record is from RefSeq and is a predicted model, not a curated record. Gene Ontology annotation, molecular function: protein dimerization activity; DNA binding.